AGGACCUCAUGCCCAGCUGAAGACCACCAGAACCUCAGGAGACCGUUGGGACCAGGUCACCGUUGGCUGGGUCUCUUUGGUCGAGGGCCAACGGAGAGGCCAGAAGUCUUGCCACACCCUUCCAAACCCUCCAAAGACCCACGAAGAACUCAAAAUACACCCCGUGAGGGAAAUCCUGGGCUUAGCCCUCGUUCGGACAACCAGGCUGGGACAGCCACUAUCUUCGAGAGCUCCUGACCCCACCUCAAAAAUAAAUCAAAAGACGCUGGCAGCGGUGGGGCCCACAGAGGCAGAGAUCGGCCACUGGAACCUGGGGACCCCCGGAUAGUGCCGAUCAGCGACUUGGGGCCCCAGCGGCCCUUGGCCUUGAAGAGCAUUACUUUCGUCUGGCAGCCCUGGCCCUGGCCAUGGCCAAGUGGUUCAAGGAGCUCCCGUUGUCACUGAAGAAUGUCUCAGACAGAGCCAAGCCGGGGCUCCCAGGGGCCAAAACCCUCCCUAAAGUUGGACCCUCUCAUAAAAACUCUGACUCAUCCGGUUCCUCGGUGAAGAACCGCAAGAACUCAUCAUCAGACGGACAGGGGAAGGGUCUAAAGGAGAGCCGCCUGUCCAGGGAGAGCCUCCAGAGCUUUCUGCCGGGCAAGAGCCGGAAAAACUCCAGGGAUGAGAUCGGCGCGUUUCGGUCCGCCAAGGGCCACAACCCCUUUAUCAACCGCCUCAUCAAGGUGGACCCCAGCCUGCAGGAGAAGGACGGGAGGAAUCUUCAAGAGGUCAACGAACAGAGUCAAGAGACAGAUAAAGGGAUCAAAGAGGAAACUAUCAUCAUCUUAGAGGACUACGCCGACCCGUACGACGCCAAGCACACCAAAGUCCAGCGCGACGCGGAGAGGGUCGGAGAAAACGACGGCUACAUGGAACCUUAUGACGCACAGCAGAUGAUAACCGAAAUUAGGCGCAGAGGGUCCAAAGACCAGCUGAUCACCGAGCUGAUCCUCAUGGAGCUGACGUCCCCAAAUGAGAGCAAGGCAGAGGCCAAGAGGCAGGGGUCCCAAGAGCUCCUUGUCAAGCCCCCUCAGCUGUACGAUACCCCCUAUGAGCUCCCGGACAACGAGCACGAUGGAGAGGAGAAGAAGGCGCAGCGGGUGGCGGAUGGGACCCGACCGGAGAAUGACGAGAGGCCGGCCGGAGAGUAUGAGCAGCCCUGGGAGUGGAAGAAGGAGCACAUUGUACGGGCGCUUUCAGUGCAAUUUGAGAACAGCGAACGCUCUCAGGCCAAGGAGGAGGUGACCCGGAUGCACCAACGCCAGAAAAGUUGGACGGCCAAAGUCUUGAAGCAGCCUCAGGCCGAGCAGACGGACAAGGUGGACCCGACUGUCCCAUUGGAGAAGCAGAGCUGGUAUCACGGUUCUGUGACCCGCGCGGAGGCGGAGAGCAGGCUGCAGUCCUGUCGUGAGGCCAGCUACCUACUGCGAAACAGCGAAUCAGGAAACAGCAAAUACUCCAUUGCUCUCAAGACCAGCCAGGGCUGCGUUCACAUCAUCGUGGCGCAAACCAAGGACAACAAGUUCACCCUGAACCAGACCAGUGGCGUUUUCUGCAGCAUCCCGGAGGUCGUUCACUACUACUCCAGCCAAAAGCUACCAUUCAAGGGGGCCGAGCAUAUGAGCUUGUUAUACCCCAUUCCCCGAGUACACUGAGCUCUUCUGACCCCAACGACGCAAAGACACCCCC
Molecule: messenger RNA, 1728 nt
Organism: Nanorana parkeri
Lineage: Eukaryota; Metazoa; Chordata; Amphibia; Anura; Dicroglossidae
Gene: SHE
Product: Src homology 2 domain containing E
Exons: 6
Coding region: 408-1694 (428 amino acids)
Molecular function (GO): phosphotyrosine residue binding
Source: RefSeq, a predicted model, not a curated record